AUGUCGCAGGUCCCCGUCCAGUCGAUCCCGCGGGAUCCCCAGCUUCUGUACUGGAUCCUCUUCCCGAUUACCAUUGUCAUGAUCCUCACCGGUGUCCUGCGCCACUACGCCAAUGUGCUCAUGGCCACGGCGCCCAAAAAGGUCGAGCAGCGCGCUCUCCGCGAACAGCGCUCCAUGGUGCACGGCGUCAACGUCCGCACCAACCACCACGUGCUGUCGGGCCGCUCCUUCAACACACGCCGCGACCACCUCGUGGCAGCCUACGAGUCCGGCGCCUACCUCAAGGCGCCCGAGAACCGCGGCCAGGCGCCGCCGAACCCGAUGACGGACCCCAACGCCAUGGACGGCAUGAUGGGCAUGAUGAAGGGCAACAUGGCCAUGAUCAUUCCCAACACGCUGAUUAUGAGCUGGAUCAAUGCCUUUUUCAGCGGAUACGUUAUCAUGAAACUCCCCUUUCCCUUGACUAUCAAGUUCAAGAGCAUGCUUCAGGCUGGUGUCGCCACGCGGGACAUGGACGCGCGCUGGAUGUCGAGCAUCAGCUGGUACUUCUUGUGCAUUUUCGGCCUGCAGUCCGUGUUCAACUUCCUCCUCGGAAACGAGAACGCCGCCAGCCAAAUGGCGCAGCAGAUGGGCCAGAUGGGGCCCCAGAUGCCCCAGAUGGGUGCUCCUGGCCAGGACCCGGACAAGCAGUUCCUGGCCGAGGUCGAGAACCUCGCCGUCGUGGAGCACUACUCGGUGCUGGACAACGUGGAGCAGCGGCUGCUCAGCCGAGCCACCAAGGCAUAG
Molecule: messenger RNA, 786 nt
Organism: Sporothrix brasiliensis 5110
Lineage: Eukaryota; Fungi; Ascomycota; Sordariomycetes; Ophiostomatales; Ophiostomataceae
Exons: 4
Coding region: 1-786 (261 amino acids)
Biological process (GO): protein folding in endoplasmic reticulum
Cellular component (GO): membrane; EMC complex
Source: RefSeq, a predicted model, not a curated record